AAUGUCUCGGCGGUCAACUUGACCACGGCAGAGUCUGGAUCGGCGAUAGCGGCCUCAGAGUUGGCGGUGACAACACUGACAGCGGCUAACAUAGUAGCCAAAGCGGACAUGCUCCAUUUGGUGAAUUGCAUCUUGAUAUGUGGUAUAUAUGGGUGUAAGGAUGAAAACCUGAUUUUAAGUGAGUAGGAGCAAAAAAAACUGGAAAGAAGCGCAAAUGAAAGAAGGAGAAAUAGCCAGCUGCUUACGUGUUACAAGCCUGCGCCAGAGGUGGCACGUCGGGUGUAACAGCGUGUCCUGUAGUUUCGUGGGGGCUCGCUGUCCAUUACGUAAUUACCGGGUCCGAUUGUCAAAGAUGCCACGUCCCCUAUUGAAAGCAACUGUCCGGCAUGGAAGGGGGUGCUGUGAGUGGCGACUCCACAGACCGAAACCUCAUUGGAAUAGUGGCGAAGUUGAAGAAGGGUCGAGAUUAUCCGAUGGCGUGUGGCGCAAACAGCAUUCUCGUACACUGAGGUGAUUUCAGGGCUUUUUCUCAACCGUUAGGUACUUUGACCACA
This is a messenger RNA of Babjeviella inositovora NRRL Y-12698, 554 nucleotides long. RefSeq lists its product as uncharacterized. The transcript has a single exon. Bases 215 to 514 code for a protein of 99 amino acids. Lineage: Eukaryota; Fungi; Ascomycota; Pichiomycetes; Serinales. The record is from RefSeq and is a predicted model, not a curated record.